UGGUUUCUAGUCUAGUGACUAGAAACCACAAGCUAUAGGUUUGAAUAGAAUGUUGUAAAACAAAACAAUGUCUUGCUAGAACGAUUAUCAACAGAAAUAUUGAAUUAAAAAAAGUAUUGAAUAGAUGGGGAGUGGUUGUGGAGUAUAUAUAUGGGGAACAUCAGUACUGUGUGUCAAGCACGUCUAUUUACAACAAGUGAGGGAGUAACAUGGCAACCAGCAUCCUUAUCCUUUGCCUGUGUACAGUCCUCUUUGGUAGAGGCUCAGAAGCUCAGGUAUGCGGAACGGCACCUCUAAAUACAAAGAUAGUGGGUGGUGAGAAUGCUGUUGAUGGAGCAUGGCCCUGGCAGGGAACAAUUCAAACGUUGGCUGACAAACGUCAUUUCUGUGCAGGAACUCUUCUUAACACUGAGUGGGCUCUCACAGCAGCCCACUGCGUCAAAGGGAGGUUGGCUGCUGAUAUAAAUAUUAUUUUUGGAAGACUGGCCCAUGGUGCCGUCAGUGCCACUGAGACGAAAACAGCCCUUACGGAGAUUAUUAUCCACCCUGAGUACAACGCCACAACUCAUGACAAAGACAUUGCCCUUUUAAAGCUGCAAACCUCUAUUGUAGUCAAUAAUCAUAUCCAGCCUAUCUGCCUGCCUACCACCAACAGCCAGUUUUUCACAUCCACCCUUUGCUGGGCCACUGGUUGGGGAAAAGUCAACAACAAUGGUGAGAAUAAUGACUUUUUAUAAUGACUAUUCCGUCCUACAAUUGUUAAUUUACAUUAAAAAAACAUAUACAAGUCACUCCAGAGUCUCACCAGUGCCCUCUAGUCGCUGUCAGUGUGAAAAUAACAAACAUGAUAAUUUUUAGUGGUAAAGGAGUAGCAGAUACUGGUACACAAGCCUAGUGUGCCCUUUCGCAGCUGUCAGUGAAAAAAUACGUAAAAUUAUAUAUUUUAAUAUAUAGGUCACCUGAGUAUAAGUUGCAAACCCAGCCAAAGGAUGAAGAAAAGUGCAACUUAUAGUCUGGAAAAUACAGUAACCUGUGUAAGGCAAUAGGAGCUGUCCACUCAGGGACACAACCAGCAUCACAAAGGAUGAGCUAGCUCAGUGGUUCUCCGACUUUUUAUACUAUAUAUAUACACACUAUAGCAGCAUAGGCCUUCCCUAUUAGCUUCCACCACACAGGAGAGAUGUUUACAAAUGUUUAUAAAGAUGUUUAUGUUUUAAUGUUUUAUUAAUUGUGCAUGGUAUGUUUCAGAUUUAUUCAAUUGAAAAUGUAAAUGUGAAAAUAUGAAUUUUCCCCACGUACCACAAGAGAGAACUCGUGUACCAGCAUAGUUUGAGAACCACUGAGCGAGCCUAACAUUAAAUGUGAGAAUUAAACCUGCAAUAACCAUUUUUUUAAAUCAAACAAAUCUGUAUGAACAGUGUUUUAAUGAAAUUAUAAAGUGUAGAGCAAGUCCAUUAAUAUCAUUGAAUUUUAAUGUUUCACUUUUUUUUAGUCUGGCCACACGGUGGUAGAACUAGAACAAGGUUCUAGUUGAUCUUUCUGUAUGGAGUUUGCAUGUGCCUUUGUUUCUCUGCAGCUAUUCUGGCUUCCUUCAGGCCCUAAUGGGCGUGGCCCUAAUGAUUAGGGGAUUAGGUUGAUCCGACACUAAAUUGACCAUAGGUCGGAAUAUGAGUGUGCGUGGUUGUUCACCACUACACAGUAUACCCUGUGUUGGUCUGGCAACUACCCCAUCCUCGCCCAUAUACAGUUGGUAUUGACCUCUACGCUCUGUUACAAACUCAUUGUACUGUCCAUCCAUCCAUCCAUCCAUCCAUCCAUCCAUCCAU
Cynoglossus semilaevis (tongue sole) is the source of this 1826-nucleotide messenger RNA. Its product is annotated as mast cell tryptase-like. Gene Ontology annotation, molecular function: serine-type endopeptidase activity. The transcript has 4 exons. The record is from RefSeq and is a predicted model, not a curated record. Bases 210 to 737 code for a protein of 175 amino acids. NCBI's taxonomy places the organism in Eukaryota, Metazoa, Chordata, Actinopteri, Pleuronectiformes, Cynoglossidae. Gene Ontology annotation, biological process: proteolysis.